Cladocopium goreaui is the source of this 6279-nucleotide messenger RNA. The record is from the annotation of a GenBank genome assembly. NCBI's taxonomy places the organism in Eukaryota, Dinophyceae, Suessiales, Symbiodiniaceae.
AUGCGCAAAAAGACAAAGCAGAAAAAGAAAGCAGAAAAUCAGCAGAAUGCUGACGAAAGACCAUCUAAGAAACCAAAACAUGCACACGCUACAGGUGUGCAACCCAACAGCGCUGCUCCUCAUGUCAAGCCAGAACAGCGCAAAAAGAACACUGGUGCCUUUGCUGCGUCCUGGUCCGAAGUGGCUCAAGGCAAACCACCUCCUGAUAAAGGCAAACAGUCAAACCGGACCUUGGGGCCUGGCAGACCCCAGACUGAGAAACACAAAGAAACAUGGAGCCUAUUGAACAGCGCUUGGCCUAAAGCUGCUUUAGUCCAAGCCGCAACAGUCAGAGAGGCCCUUGAAAAGGGUAUUGUGCCAACUGGUCAAGCGUGCUUGUGCCAAACUUGGAAUCAAAUUGAAGAUUUCCAGCGACUUGCCAAACUUCAUAAACUUGAGGAUAAGGCAUUUGCACUGUUGCUGGCUCAAGGGGAGGGGGAGAAGUCUGAUGGCAAACGUGUUAAUUAUUUUCCUACCUGGGAAAAUGCCCGCACUUACAUCCGGCCUUUCUUCGUGCAGCCGCUUGUCAAAGCCAUUCCUGAUAUGCCAGUGCAGAAAGUCCACGCAACCAAUGUCCCAGCGGACGCGAGUCCUCUGGCCACAUUCCGAGUCACUGUCCCCAAAGCUUUGCUUGCUAAAGUUUCUUGGGAGGCCAUUAAGAACAACCCCCGAAAGCUUGUCUUUAAGGUUUUUGGUGAACAAACUGUUCAGACCACUUAUGGUUGGAAGGAAGUGCAGAUUGGAGGAAAGAGGCAAACUGAACCUGAGAUCCUGCUUCAGGGAUUCCUUCGCUGUAAGGAGUCAUCAGCUAAUGCCGUCUUGCAACUAAGCGGAACUGAGGGUUUGUUUGUUGAUAAACUGUGUAAUUCCCCUAGUCCUCGACCUAACGUUUGGUGGUUUGCACUUGCUGAAGAUGAAGAUUUGCAUACAUAUUUUGUCAGAGCUGCUGCUGAAGCGAAAAGGGAAAAUGCCAGUCUUUGCUUCCGCAAGGGUGGAAAUGCUUGUCUUGGAAUGCGUUUGCAAUCAGCCAAGAAAAUGGGGCUGCAGCUUCAUGCUUGGACGCUUCAUGGAGUCCCCAAGCAUUGGUUUGGCCAAGAUGUUAUGCAAUGCCUUUUUGAUGCCGGUUGCACUGAAGCCGCCAUCAUCCGUCCACCUGAGGGUCGCCAGAGAUCAUGGCUUGUGAAGGCUAAAGUGAAUGAUGAAAACAAUCUAGGUGUUGUCGGCAUUCAGGCGGGUGCACGUGUCCUUUACUUGAACAGAGUUCAGCACAAGAACAAAAGAUCCGCUGAAGUCUUGUCUGUCAUCAAGCCAAGUGUUUCCAGACAUGCUGUCAUCACGAAGCCAGAGGCUGAGCAGAAGGCAGGGGAUGACGCUGCCAGAGCCCGUGAAAGGAGCCGCUCCCCGAACAAGGGUUCUGGUCCAAGCAAGGCUUCUGUCCCAAGCAAGGGUUCUGUCGGACACACAGAAAAUGUGCCAGCCGAAGGGCCGGCUUUUCCUUUCGCUGACAAGAUUUUUUCUCUUGAUUGCGGGGGGGGUGGCAACUGCGGCUAUCAGGCAUUAGCUGCUGGAUUAGCACUUGAGCGAGGGCAGUCCUUUGAUAGCUUCAAAGAAGAAUUGCAGGCCAGAGGUCGCACUGUUCGAAAUGACAUUUUCAAGCAUAUGGAAAAACACGUCAAAGAAUAUAAGGAGUGGUUUGCACCCAGUGAACGCAGUGAACACAUGGAUGCUGGCAGCACACCUCAAACAUGGGAAGCCUUUCUUGAUAGCACGUUGCGCGAAGGAAGGUGGAUCGAAGGCCUGUCCCUUCGCGCUGCCAGCCGACGCUACGGCGUGCAGAUCAUUGUGGUUCCUCUCCAAGGGGAAGAAAAGGACAGACCUAUGGCCUUUGGAGAAGUCAGAAGUGGCAAGGAUCCGAUUGUCCUUCUCCUCAAUACCAUUGAGGGUCAUUACACACUGGCUCAGCUCAAAGCUGGUCGCCAAUGGCCGCGAGAAUGGAUGUCAGCCCCGGCAGCUUCGGUUGACAGUGCGGCCUUCCGCGGUGGGGGUAAAUCUGUUUCCUCAGCGGACUGGCGCCCGGCAGCAACACCUUCACGGAAAAGUUCCCAUUCAUGGAGACCGGCAUGCACACCUGAGAAGUCAGUCGUGUCCAGAGUCCGGUCCUGCUUGCCGUCUAAGUCCAAGCCUCGGUCCAAGGUGGCAUCCAUCCGUAGUCCGAGCAGUUGCCAUCCAUUUCAUGCACCCAGCUGCAAAGCAAAAUCAGCGCCUGGUAGUUCUAGCGGCGCACGCGCCAGAGUGCCUGGCCAUGUUGGCUCACAAAAGGCUCAUCAUAUUAAGCCCCAAGAAAUUGCUGAUCAGUAUCAGUGGACUUGCAAUCUCUGCCAAGAGGUUUUUCGCACCCGCAUGCCUAGGCACAUUCAAAAGGUGCACCCGGGGAAAGCCAAACAUGUCACGCCGGUUUUCAGAAAGUGCUUGCAAAUUGCGACUCCGAGUGCCGACAUCCCCGUAGAUCAGCGGUCUUGGUCUUGUCCAAAAUGCAACAAGGGGUUCGCUUGGAUGUCCCAAAGAAGCCUCAACGCUUCCCGUUUAGCUCAUGAAAAGGUUUGCUAUGGCUUAACUACUCAGCAAUUGCGUAAGCGUUGUUACGUUCGUGACUCCUGGAAAACCAAGCAUGUUGCACUGAACAAGAAUAAUGCGCUUUUGAGGAGAAACGAAACAGCCACGGCCAUCCAAGACUUCAAUGCCAAGGGCCCUGGUUUUGCCUUUCGUGUCCCUAAGAGUUUGUUUGACCCAAAGACGGGAUCCGAUGCUUUCAGUUGUGCUACUUGUACCUUGUUCCACCAGAAAUGGAAAGGAGUCAGUGAGCACCAGUGCAACGGCCGCGAGGGCCGCAACAUGUUCAUGAAGCAUCAGCUUAGGAAAGCGUUUUGGCACCGGCACCGUAAAUGCCACCCCAAACUGAUUGAAUUCCUGAUCAAACAGUGGAAAGUCACCAAGUCAGAAUUGCAAACCCUGGAAGAAGGCCUGGCCACCGCCGGAGGCCGAAGAGGCAUUUGCCCUGCACAGAAAUGCUGUUGGUAUAAGGAUGUUGUUGAGGACGGAGAUGUGCAUCCGCACCCUGGACCGUCGUCAAGUAGCAGCACACACAUGGAAGUCCUUACCAUCAAUGCCGGGGGAGCAGCCAAUGCCUGGGCUGUUGCCCGCUGGACCUGUGCCCAUCGCCCUGCUGUUGUGGUAAUUCAAGAAUUGCGCAUGAAUCAAGCCAAGCAAUCUGACUUUGCCAACUAUUUGUUGAGACAUGGAUACAGAUCAUGGUUUGCUUGCCCCCCGACCCACGGGGGAGUUGCAAUCUUGGUUCGGUUUGACAAGCCCGCACAGCUCAUUAGAACACACACCCGUCCCGAAGGCCAAGCAAUCAUGCUUCAGCUGGAUCAUGCCUUGAUCGUUGGUGCGUACUUUUCCCCCAACUCUGCUGCUUGUGAUAUUGCCACUACUUUGGAUGACUGGGUCUCCUCGGUUCAUGAAAAUAAGCCCUUGUUUAUUCUAGGUGACUUUAACGAAGAACCAAGUUUUGCCCAACGCUGGAGCACCAUCCGUGGCUUUGGUAGCGUUUCCACAGUGAAUGAUUCAAUGGGUCAGCCUCUCCCUACUAGAUGGAGCGGUCACCGCUGCAUCGACUGGAUUUGGGCAUCUCAUAUUCUCAUGGUUGAGAAAUUGCAUUUCCGUGAUGAAGUUUUCUCUGACCACAAGCCUGUGUGUUUUUCUUUGCAAUUUUCCCAGAACAAGGUUUGGGGGUAUAAGGCUGUCCAAACUAGAAAACUCCUGCCGCCGCCUGAUGUGCCAAAGGACGUGUGGAAACAAGCCCUUGCAAAUAGUUGGUCUCAGGCUAGUUUACCGCCUGAGACCAGCACCAACCAAGAGUGGAGGGAGUUCUGCAACAUGGCUGAACAGGCGCAGGUCGCCGCACUCCAGGCCUGUGGUGGCCCCAUCCCUAAGCCCAAGCUUACAAGAGAGAAGGGUUCUGAUUUGCAAGUUGAUGCUGCUGAAGCGGGGACAUUCCGCCUCCGUCAGCAGGCAACGAUGCGUGAAUUGAAGCUUCGCAAGCUAUUGGGUAGGAUCCUUGAAACAGAAACCCAGCGACAGCGUGGCCGCGCUGUGCCGGCCAUCUUGAAUCAGCGGAUCUUUAGGCAUCCUUUCCUCCGUGACCAGGGUGUUCAGACCUUGGGGGAAGCCAAGCAAUGGGUCCAACAAGCAUUGCAUGAUCAUUUGCAAGCUGUUCAGGCGCAGCAGCUUCGUGCCUGGCGAGAACAGCUGAGUGGUGCAAACCAACCACCAUCACUUGCCUGGAGCCCCAUCACCGCAAAAGAGCUCCAGACGCAGGCUGGCCGCAUGCGUGGCACCGCUGCUGGUUGCGAUGGUUGGAGUGGUGAUGACAUAGCUUCUUGGCCAACUGAGGCUUGGGUGAUCAUGGCAGAGCUGGUCCAAAGAUGGCUGGCCAGGGGGGAAGUUCCUGAUGUUUGGAGCAGUGUGCGCCAAAUCCAGCUUCAGAAGCCCAAUGCCAAAGUGAGAGAAGGCGACCAGGCCUUGGCCGCCAAAGAUCUCAGACCGAUCGCCAUCCAAAGUGUGAUUUGGCGGGCGGUUGCAUCCUCUUGGACCCGAAGGCCGCAGACCAGAGCCUGGGUAAAAAGCUGGGUUCACGAAUCUGCCUACGGAGGCAUCCAGGGGAAAAGUGUUGCACAUGCAGUGGACAAAUUGCUGCAAUCCUUUGAGAAAAGAAGAGGUGGUGUUUUGCUCUCCCUCGACUAUGCCAAAUGCUUUGACAUGGUCGACCCUGAAUUAGGAAUCAUGUGCCUCCGUCAUUUCGGCUGCCCCAAUGAAAUUCUUUUUGCCCUUCGUCAAGUUUGGGAUCAGAACAGAUGGCUUUGCUUCAGGCGGGAUUGCUUGCCCAAUCCUGUGCAUGUAACCACUUCCAUUCCUCAAGGAGACGCUAUUUCCCCGCUCACUCUCCUGGCCCUGCUUACUGGCCUCACAGGCCGUGUGUUGCAAGAAAGAACUGAACCCCACACUCUGGCGACUUUUCUGGACGACAGAAACUUAGUCGCUAAAACGCCCGAAGAUGCGGCAAAGCUGUGGAAAACCUGGAAAGAACUUUCUCCUCGUGUGGGGCUUCAAGAGAAUGAUGCCAAGGUGCAAGUGGUUCCUAGGGCAGCUGACUUCAAACCAAGACUGCUCCAGGCUGGAUUCUCUGAGAAUCAGAUCGUUGACUCUGCACGGGUCUUGGGGGUCGACAUCACUGCGCGCCUGAACGCAACUCAUCGACCCACAAAGGAAACUCGAAUCCAAGAAACACAUGCUAGACUUGAGCGCAUUGGUUUGUUGCCAGUUUCUGCAGAUGUUAAAGCCGCUUUGACUUGCUCUUUGGCCAUUCCCAAGGCUGUGUGGGGCCUGUGGCUCACGCCGUUUUCGGCCAAACCUUUGUCCACGCGCAUCAAAAGAAUUUCAGGGGGCCAGCAUGUCACAUGUUCCACCAACUUGUUUUUCUUGCUUGCCGGGCACGGUUUGAAUCCCAAUUUUGCUGCAGGUUUUGGCGCCUACAUCUAUUUGGCUGACAUUGUGCGGCAUCAUCCCAGAACAUGGCCGAACACCUCACCCCGAGGCACGUGGCUCGGCACUGUCCGUCAGUGGCUGCUCGGCCUUCAAUGGCAGGAGCAGGGCGCAUGGACAUGGGUCCACCCAGAAGUCAACUUUUGCAUUGAUUGGAAUCAACCCAUUAGUGUGGAUAUCAAGCAAAAAGAACAUCACGCAUUGAGGGAGACUUGGAGAAGACAGCAGUUUGCACUUUUCAUGUCCAGUGGCCGCCGCGAUGCCGCUGCGGUGCAAGAUUGUGUUUACAAUGAAUCACGUGUCACUUGUGCCCGCAAGAUCUUCAGAUCUUGCAAUACGCACAGCCGAGCCUGCAUGAUUGGCGCAGUUGUUUCUGAUGCCCGUCUUGACAAAAUUAAGAAUCCAGAUCAUCCUCCAGCGCCAUGCUCCUGGUGCUCUACUGGUGAUGUGCCCACCUGGCAUCACCUUGCGUGGGAAUGCUCUGCUUUUAGAGACACGCGUGGCGCUGUGCCACAAGAUCCUUUGCAAAGAGUACUUGGCUGGCCGUUUGGCCAAGACCACCAGACUGAUGCAUCCGUUCUUGAACACUUGGGCAACGUUCGGGAGCGAAUGCUUGAUCGCCGAUAUCGCGGCAACUAA